Petromyzon marinus (sea lamprey) is the source of this 3451-nucleotide messenger RNA. Its product is annotated as switch-associated protein 70-like. The record is from RefSeq and is a predicted model, not a curated record. NCBI's taxonomy places the organism in Eukaryota, Metazoa, Chordata, Hyperoartia, Petromyzontiformes, Petromyzontidae. Gene Ontology annotation, cellular component: nucleus; cytoplasm.
CUCCACCUCCUGCUCUAUCUCCUCCCCUUCACCGGCUCCAAGCAGCCCGUGACAAAGUCGCCCGAGCCACGGGUGGCUGCGGCGUGUCCGUACCGUCGAGAGGGUGAAGGCGGAUUACACGUGGGUGGGUGAGUGAGUGGGUGAGUGAGUAAAGGGGCAGGGCGAGAAACGUGAAGGAAACAAGCCCAGCCACUGAACCAGCCACACCACAGGCACCACAACCGUGCCAAAGUCGUGGUAGAGAGGGGAAAGUUGGGUGGGGGGGCAAGUGGAGAAAUAAAAAUAACAAACCUCCCCCCCCCUCUCCUGGAAGCAUGGCCUUGAGAAGCGAGCUCCUCAAGUCCGUGUGGCAUGCCUUCACAGCCCUGGACACCGAGAAGAGUGGAAAGGUGUCGAAGUCUCAGCUGAAGGUGCUGUCGCACAACCUGUGCACGGUGCUGCAUGUGCCGCACGACCCCGUGGCGCUGGAGGAGCACUUCAGAGAUGACGACCAGGGCCCUGUAUCCAGCCAUGGAUACAUGCCAUACCUCAACACCUACAUCCUGGACAAGGUGAAGCCUGACACGUUCGACAAAAGCCAGUUUGACGAGGUGUGCUGGAUGAUCAGUGCCAAGAAGAAUUACCCGGUGGAGGAGCGGCGUAACAGCCGUCUGGACGACAGGCAGGCCUUCCACCUGUGGUGCCUCUUCAACUUCCUGUCGGAGGAGUCGUAUCCUCUCGUCAUCGUUCCCGAGGAGGUGGACUCCCUGAUGAAGAAGCUGGCAGAAGCUAUUGGGCUGGACUGGAGGUCGCAGGACUUUGAAGAAUUGGUCGGCAAGAAUGAGGCCCUGGAAGGGCCGGGCAUCUCAGUCUGGCAGUUCAUCCGCCUCUUUCAGAGCCCACUGCCAGCUGGUUUCGACUUCCCCUCCCUCGCCUUGGCGAUAGAUGAUGUUUACAACGAGCUGGUCCUUAACAUCACCAAAAAGGGUUACUUGUUGAAGAAGGGGCACAAGAGGAAGAACUGGAAUGAGCGGUGGUUCGUACUGCGGAACAAUAUCCUGUCUUACUAUACUGCCAAGGACAUGAAGGACAAGAAAGGGGAGGUCGUCCUAGAAAAGGGCUGCUCUGUCGAGGUCCUCCCAGAGCGAGAUGGAAGGAGAUGUUUUUUUGUCAUCAGGUGCCCCGACAAAUCUUUCGACGUUGGGGUAGAGGAUGCUCGGAGGCGACAAGAGUGGCUUUCAGUGAUCCAGCUCACCCUGCGGAUGCAGCAGGAGGGCAAGCGCUCGGUGGCGCAUGAGCAGAGGCAGCGGUGGCGCGAGGAGCGUGCCUACAAGCAAGCGGAGCGCGAGGAGCUGUACCGCAUGCAGCAGCAGCAGGAGAGCAGGCAGCGCGAGCUGAAGCGACUCGAGCAGGAGCGACUGGAGGCGGAGGAGCGUGCGACGCAGGCGGAGAGCAAGCGGAUGCGCUCGCAAGAGGAGAUGCAGGACCACUACAAGCGGGAGCUGGAGCGCGAGAAACUGGCGCGCGUCGACAUGGAGGAGCAGAUUGCGCAGAAGACGGCCGAAUCGCAUUACUACCAGAGGCGCAUCCGCGAGUUGGAGGAGAUGUACGACCAGCUGUGCGCCGCGCUGGAGGUGGAGAAACGUGCCAAGCUGGAGGAGGAACAGGCGCGAUUACACCAGGCCAGGCUGCUCGAGGAGGAGGGGUUGAAGCGGCGGGAGCUGGAGCAGCUGAGGCAGGAGCAGACGCAGCUCAUCGUGGAGGCGCGCGAGGAGCGGCGGGUGCUGGAGCAGGAGCGCAACGACACGGAGCUGGCGCUGCGCUCGGUGGUCGUGCAUCUGGAGCAGCUGGAGCAAGACCGACGCGAAGCCGUGGAGAAGUACGAGCUGGCCUCCACGCGGCUGGAGAAUGCUCGCGGCAACGCCAAGAGCUGGCGGGAGCGCGUGAUGGAGCAGGAACGCCAGAUCGGGCUUCUCCGCCCCAUCCAGCCGGGGCACAAGGACGUGGCGAUGAGCUCGCACCGGGGCCUGGGCGCAUUCCCACCGCAGAAGGCUCCCAGGGAGACGCCAAGGAAGAAGGCGGAGGAUCAGCAGGUCGCCGACGGCAUGUCGGCGCUGCAUGUGGGAUCCGGCAAAGCGCCGUGACGUCGUGUGGCCCCGUUCCCGAUGAGCACGUGCGUGACCGUGCCGGCGUGGGGGGGGGGGGGGGUAUGGGCUCUCCGAUGUGGUGUGUCUGGUUGGUUUUGGCACGUCGCGUUCGGCACGGUGUUACGACAUUUCGCUCAACGUGCUGGAAGCUUCUUCGGGAAAUUAAGUUCCGGAAAGAAGCUUGUCGGCAAAUAAACAGAAACGUCGGACAUCGUGCGGAGCAACACGCUAGAUAGUUAUUUUCCAGCGCAACCGCAAAAACGUGUACGGAGUGGAUAUAUAGGCUCGUCUAGAGCUACUGGCCUCUUGUGUGGUUCAAGAUGAGUUUCAAAAAAUUCAUUCUUUAGACAUGUAAGUUUGCAACUCUUCACCGAUUAAUAUAGAUUACGGUAUUCCCUCGUUAUUUACGAGGGAUACUUUCCGCAGAUUCUCGUGAAUAUAAUAUUUGCGGAUGAUAUUGGCCGACGAAAACAUAUUGUAACUUUAUCUUAUGUAACUUUCUCACAUUACAUUCUCUCUCAUCACUUUAUCGCUCAUCAAUGAAUCAUUUCAUCACUUUAUCUCUCUCGAUGCAGUCGUGUAGAAUUUCAAUGUGCAGAUGGACAAAAUCGCGGAUAGCAAAAUUCAUGAACAACGAGAGAAUACUGUAUUAAGCUCAACACAAGCAUUGACUCGCGUGUGAAAACCAUCUAUCUAGCAUUUAUGAUGUGCAAGUGAUGUGUACCAUUGUUAAAUUUAGGCUAAUGGGGCAAACGAAACUGAAAACGAGACGGUCAAAACCAGACGACAAAAAUCUAUUCUUGAAUUGAAUCGUGAACCAGAAUCCUAACAAUUUAUCAAGUCGCUGGAGGUUUGGAGGAAGGGGGAGGGAGAGGGUGAAUAAUUACACACCUAGACAACAUCAGGUUCGGCUUCAGUUAUUUAUGUUCACGGAUGCUGUUGAGUUGACUGCCGAGAAGCGUUGGUACUUUUUUGAUAGAUAUGUCUGAACUGUGCUUAACAUUUCAUGCCGUCUGCACGCAUUUAAUUACUUGUGGUCCAACUGUAAUUCCCCAGUGUCUCGUUACAUUUGUCCUUCACGUGAAAUGAUUACUUUUAUGAGAAUUAUAAUUUGUGAUCGGUUUUCGUGGUACGUGUAGAAUUUAAUUUAGUUACUCAAAUUUUGUUUAGACAUAUAAAACCAGCUGCCACGUUGGUCUAGAGGUUAUAUAGAGGUGUCAUUUAAUACAUAUUUCAACAUAGUUUUUUUUGUGAAUGUUUUGUUUUUGUCCCUAUGUACUCCAAUGAUGUAUAUGUACAUUAAAGUUGUUUUUUUAGUUUUAAAA